AUGUCAUCCACACCGGUCCUACUAUUACUUGGAGCCGGAUCCAAUCUCGGCUCAAGCAUUGCCGCAGCCUUCUCACAAGCAGGAUACAAAGUUGCUCUUGUCGCGCGGUCUAUCGAGCCGGGUCUUCGUGAAUCCGGACGCUACCAUAUCCGUGCCGACCUGAGUAACGGGGAAUGUAUCCCUCGAAUCUUUGACGAAGUGACAAAUACCGUUGGCACUCCAAGCGUCGUGGUCUACAAUGGCAAGUUUUCCUCCUCGCCCCCUGGUCUCUCCCCUGUUCAACCCCUUCAAGCACUUGCCAUCCCCGUACAGUACAAGCUCGACAACGAAUCAGACCCAUUCGCAACCUUGGCUCCGGAGACGGUACAUCAAUUCCGCACGACCAUGGCCGUCAACGGAACCACACCGCUGAUCGCCGUACAUCAUGCCAUCCAGGCAUUUCGAAAACUGCCACCCGCCGCCACCGGCGCGAAAGGGGGAACGUUCAUCUUCACCGGAAACGUACUGAAUCGUGUCGCCGUCCCCGACAGGUUCAGCUUCGGAUGUGCAAAGGCCACAUGUGCAUACGGGAUCAAGAUGGCUUCGGUGGUGUAUGCUGGAGAGGGCAUUAGGUUUUACUAUGCCGAUGAGCGGAAUUCAGAAGGACUGCCUGUGAUGCGAGACAUUGACGGGCCGGCCGCGGGGAGAGUCUACCUGGCUCUAGCGGAGGAUCCAAAACAGCGUGCGUGGAAUUACACAUACACCAAAGACGGUGGGUAUGAGGACUUCGACGCCGGUGGAUGUGGAGAGUACCUGUCGGUCAGGCAGGCGAGGACUGUUGAGUCAACGAAAGGGGGAAGAGAUUGA
Molecule: messenger RNA, 846 nt
Organism: Exophiala spinifera
Lineage: Eukaryota; Fungi; Ascomycota; Eurotiomycetes; Chaetothyriales; Herpotrichiellaceae
Exons: 3
Coding region: 1-846 (281 amino acids)
Source: RefSeq, a predicted model, not a curated record